AUGGCGGCUUUAAUUAUAUUGUCCCCUUCCGGCCGUUUCAUCACAGAGCCAUCGAAUUCUGGCCAUAAUUAUCAAAUACUACCACGAUCAGCAAUACUCUUCGCUAGGACUCCUUCAUGCCCUCAGUCACCCGGCUGUCCUUCAUCCAACACCAGCAUUCAUGCACUCAAACUAAAAAAACGCCUUUCAUCGGCAUUGUCAUCUUUCAAGGAUUUCGUCGCUCAAAGGAAAAGGCCACGUGUCUCGCUCGCUCCUGCUGAGCAACCUGUGGCCAUUGGAGCUCCGAAUGCCUUGUCGGCUUGUCACGCCAACGAGACUCUCGGUGGUGAAGCCUCCGUGUCACCCUUGUCUUCACUUCUUGAAGAGCCUGUGUCUUUGCACAAUCCAUCACAGGAUUUUGUGGGUGUCCUUCGUGAUCAUAGCUUUGAAGAAGAAGGAGGAGGAGGAGGAGGAGGAAGAGAUAAUAAAAUGGAGGACAUGAGUUUGGCGCAGUGGAGACCCAGAUGUCAGAACCGACGGUUGCUGCAGAGAUUCAGGGAUGUGCUCCCUCAGCCCCCACCUACUAUACCUGCAGAAGUCCAAGAUCGCCCAGGCGUAUCAGCGCGCUCAGUUUUCCAUACUCCCCCAAAUGUCUUUGGGCUAGUGUGCCAAUACUUUUGCGCUAUGCCCCCAUCCCACGAUCCAGAAGAGUACAUGACUAUAGCCGACCUCUCAUUUAUUCCUGAAGCCCCCCAAGAACCGUAUGCUUCAAAUAACCAUUCUCUCUAUCAUCUAUAUCCCAAUCGUUCCUCCUUCCAGCUUGGCGAGUGGUAUUGGAACCAGGGACUUCAAAAGUCUCAAGCAGACUACACGAAGUUAUUGGAUAUUAUAGGUACCAGUUCUUUCAGCGCUUCCGAUGUGACCUCCACGCGUUGGAAGAACAUUAACUCUACGUUGGGGGUGAAUGAAUACGAUGAAGGAGAUGGGGAUGAAUGGCAAGACAAAGAUGCCGGAUACUGGUCUCCAUUGAGGUACCUUUUUCCCGCACCACCGAAAAACCAGGGCCCCGGACGUACAAAGCCGCACAUCUGUAUCAUCAUUCGCUAG
Molecule: messenger RNA, 1086 nt
Organism: Suillus discolor
Lineage: Eukaryota; Fungi; Basidiomycota; Agaricomycetes; Boletales; Suillaceae
Exons: 3
Coding region: 1-1086 (361 amino acids)
Source: RefSeq, a predicted model, not a curated record